AUAUAUUUUUUUAUUUUCUCUCUUAGGUUUUUCACUUUCCCGCUUUCUUUUCUAAUUUUUCACCUUUUCUCUUUUUUGCUUUUCUCAUCCAUUCGAAUCCGCGGCACCCACACUUUUUUUUUCAUUUUUGGUUCUCUUCUCCGUUUGGUUGCUGAGAAAAACAAAAGAAAAAUUAAAAAUAAGAAAGACGAAUCAAGACGGAUUCUCAUGCGUGUUAACUUUUUGUUAUUUUCUUAUUAAAGUCAAACUUUAUAUAAGUUUAUUAUUAUUUUUGUGAGUUUCGGGUGAAGCUUCUGUUUGGUUGCUGAGAAAAUACCGAAACGGAAAAGGAAAGGAGUAAUAUAACUGUGUUUACUUGUUUGGUUAUGGAAGUAGAUAAAAUUGGUUUUAAGCUUAUAGGUAUGUUUGUUAUGUAAUUGGAAAGUUGGUAUUAGAGGUGUUAAAAGAGUUUCUCACAGUUUCUCAGCAGCCAAACAAGGACGUUAACGUUUGAAAAUUUGAAAAAAUGCAAACGAGGUAUAUGGAAAGAUCGAACAGCAUGGCGAGAGAGAAGCGAGGCUUGGAUUCUACUUCAGCUGAAGAUGGCCAGCCUGAUAGGAAACGACCUGCUUUAGCGAGUGUAAUUGUUGAAGCUCUAAAGGUGGAUAGUCUGCAGAAACUUUGUUCAUCAUUGGAGCCUAUUCUCCGGAGAGUUGUCAGUGAAGAAGUGGAGCGUGCUUUAGCAAAAUUAGGCACUGCCAAACUUACUGGGAGGUCUUCUCCUAAACGUAUAGAAGGGCCUGAUGGGAGAAACUUACGGCUGUGCUUCAAGUCUAGGCUGUCUCUUCCUCUCUUUACUGGUGGAAAAGUUGAAGGGGAGCAGGGGGCAGCAAUUCAUAUUGUUUUGCUUGAUGCAAUCACAGGCCAUGUUGUCACAUCUGGUCCAGAAUCUGCUGUGAAGCUAGAUGUUAUUGUGCUUGAAGGUGAUUUCAAUAAUGAGGAUGAUGAAAACUGGAGUCAAGAAGAAUUUGAUAGCCAUGUGGUGAAAGAGCGUGAAGGAAAGAGGCCACUGCUGACUGGGGACUUGCAAGUAACACUGAAGGAAGGUGUGGGAACACUAGGUGAUCUAACCUUUACUGACAACUCAAGCUGGAUAAGGAGCAGGAAGUUCAGGCUAGGACUGAAGGUUGCCUCAGGCUAUUCCGAGGGCAUUCGUAUACGCGAAGCAAAAACAGAAGCCUUCACGGUUAAGGAUCACAGAGGAGAAUUAUACAAGAAACAUUAUCCACCUGCAUUAAAUGAUGAGGUUUGGAGAUUGGAGAAAAUUGGCAAAGAUGGGUCAUUUCACAAGAGGCUGAACAAAGCUGGAAUUUGUACAGUUGAAGACUUCCUACGGCUUGUGGUUAGAGACUCACAGAGAUUGCGGAAUAUUCUUGGAAGUGGCAUGUCAAAUAAGAUGUGGGAUGUUCUUGUUGAGCAUGCAAAAACUUGUGUUUUGAGUGGGAAACUCUAUGUGUACUAUCCUGAAGAUGAGAGGAAUGUUGGUGUUGUUUUUAACAAUAUCUAUGAAUUUUGUGGCUUAAUUUCCAGUGAACAAUAUUAUGCAGCUGAUUCUCUUUCUGAAAGUCAAAAGGUCUAUGUUGACACCUUGGUGAAGAAGGCGUAUGACAAUUGGAUGCAUGUUAUAGAGUAUGAUGGCAAGUCUCUUCUGAGCUAUAAAGAAAAUAAGAGCUUGGAUGCUUCUCAAACUGAGGUCUUAGUGAACUCACAAGAUUAUUCAAAUUCCUUUGACCAACAAUUCGCCCUACCAAGCCUUACUGUUCCAGUUCCUUCAGAGCAGCCUGCUAUGAAUUCAGCAGGCCUAACAGUUACAGGAUAUAAUGAUAAUACCAGAUUCUCACUACAGCCUCAGAAUGUGAAUCUCAAUGCUCCUAUUCAGUUUGAUGGCACUUCAAUCCCUCUACAGAACCCAUUGAUUGGCAGUUCUCACCAAGCCCAGCUUCCAAGAAGUGAAAAUGUGAUGGCCCUUGGUCCACGACAGACAUCCACAUCAGUCUUUCAGGCGGUUGGUGCAUCCAAUCUAACUUCUUAUAGGGGAGUUGAAGAAUUCUUCCCAGAGGAAGAGAUUCGUAUGAGAAGUCAUGAAAUGCUUGAAAAUGAGGAUAUGCAACAUCUGCUUCGUCUCUUUAACAUGGGAGGUCAAGGACCUGGCACCAUGAAUAUGACUGAGGAAGUAUACCCUUAUCCAUCAGCAUACAUGGGAACUCCAUCUCUAAACUACAACUUCGAUGAUGAUCGGACUCGGUCAUCAGGAAAAGCUGUUGUAGGGUGGCUGAAGCUAAAGGCAGCCCUGAGAUGGGGCAUCUUUGUUAGGAAGAAGGCUGCUGAGAGACGGGCUCAACUUGUUGAGUUGGAUGAACCAUAAAUGUGAUCUGUGCAGCAAAGCUGAUCCGGUUUUGAUGUUAAUAUGCUUCUUCUUCACUGCCUGCCUGAUUCCUGUCAUGCUGAAGUUCCUAACAUGGCUCAGGAAAAAAAAAAGGGACUAUAACCAUGGGCUUAAGCUGUUGGGUGGAGACUUGACUCUUAGCUCUUGCUGUUCCUUGGGUCAUAAUCCUGAUAUCUGGAAACCUGUCUGUUUGUACAGUGCUAGCCUGUACAGUAAGCUUAUAUCUUCUGUUAAAAACUAUUUUGCAGUUGUGUUUUACUCAUCUAAGAUGUCCUCUCAACAUUCUGGCCAGCUAGUUUAAUAGACCUACAAAGCUAAGCUGUUUCUACUGAAGAUGAUUGCAGAUGGUAGAGAUAACAAGAAGAUUUUAGCGAGGGAACAUUCCAGGUGGAAGUUUAGUAUCGUUCUUUUCCGUCAUAGUUGUUAGUGACCAGGGCAGAAGUGAUGGUUAAAAAAAUAAUCUCACUUCCAGGCAUGGCUAGCAUGUUGUAGUAUCUUUUAAAUUCUUAAUUAUGCACUUAGUUGUAGUAUGUUAGUUAAAAUCCAACAUGUCAUUCUGCAUUGUAACACGGGAAUAAUAGUUAAUAAUAGUGAACUAGUGAUAAAAUUGCCGGAUCAUGUUUUGGU
Molecule: messenger RNA, 3052 nt
Organism: Quercus lobata
Lineage: Eukaryota; Viridiplantae; Streptophyta; Magnoliopsida; Fagales; Fagaceae
Product: calmodulin-binding protein 60 B-like
Exons: 8
Coding region: 506-2404 (632 amino acids)
Biological process (GO): regulation of salicylic acid biosynthetic process
Cellular component (GO): nucleus
Molecular function (GO): calmodulin binding; DNA-binding transcription factor activity; sequence-specific DNA binding
Source: RefSeq, a predicted model, not a curated record